Arabidopsis lyrata subsp. lyrata is the source of this 459-nucleotide messenger RNA. RefSeq lists its product as uncharacterized. The coding region runs from base 1 to 459 and encodes 152 amino acids. NCBI's taxonomy places the organism in Eukaryota, Viridiplantae, Streptophyta, Magnoliopsida, Brassicales, Brassicaceae. The transcript is spliced from 3 exons. The record is from RefSeq and is a predicted model, not a curated record.
AUGAGUGAUAGUUUCAAUGCAAAAAUAGGAAAUCUUGAGAAGGAGAGGAACAUACACGAAGGAGAUAAAUAUAAUUGGAAUGUGAAAGGAGUGAUGAAAGGGAAGAAUAAAAAGUUGUUGGUGAGUGUGAAUGUUCUUGGAAGUGUUGGUCCUAUAAGAUUUCUGGCAAACGAGGACGAUGAAGUUUCAAAUGUUAUUAACACAACUUUGAAAGCCUAUGCUCGUCAAGGAAGGAUCCCGGUUCUAGGAUUCGAUGUCGAUAACUUCAUUUUCUACUCCAUUAAUGCCGGAUUCAACACUUUAAAUCCACAAGAGAAGAUAGGUUCAAUGGAUGAAACGAAUUUCUUGCUGUGCAAAAAAGAGCCAAAUCCACAAGAAAAAGUCGAAAGAAGAGGAGAGAGUAAAGCUUGGAUAGGCCAUGGAUGGAAAACUCGUUUUCUUCGGUCCUUAUUACGAUAA